AUGUGGUGGAUGCGCGACCUUCAACUGGAAGAAGCAAAUGAGAUUCUCCAGAAAGUCCGUCCCUGUGGGCCCAAGCUGUUCGCCAUUCGAGCGGCUGCAUGCGAUCUGCUGACCGGCAACCCCCUUGAGCAAGUGGAGAUCAACUGGAGGAACCGAGGAGUCAAUGAGACGGUGGAGGUGGCGGGCCUGGACGUGGGCUGGCACCAUGAACCUAUCUAUUCGGUCACUUCGUUCUCUAUCUCACAACGCCAUGCUUCUUUCUUUUCCCGUCCUCCAGCUCUCAACAACACCAUUCUUCCCUCCAACCCCCCACCCCACUACGGCCCCCUAUCAUCUUCCUCCCAGCGCCUGCCAUUGACUCGUGAGCCGGCGUCCAACACAUGGACACUCACGAGAGAGCUGCCGGUUGUGGGCUCUUCGCUUGACCCAGCAGCACGUGAUCUGCGGAAGAGGAUCAUGCAGGAAGGGGCCCCCUUAACCCUUGAAGAUAGAGCAGCAGUGGUCGCCAAGAUAGUUGAGAUUGCAGGGACUUUGUAG
Molecule: messenger RNA, 537 nt
Organism: Closterium sp. Naga37s-1
Lineage: Eukaryota; Viridiplantae; Streptophyta; Zygnematophyceae; Desmidiales; Closteriaceae
Source: the annotation of a GenBank genome assembly